AUGAGGGAAGCUAAUCUUUGCAAAGGGUUUGGUUCGACAUUGAUUGGGCCCGCCUUGAAGUGGCUAACCAGCCUGCCAAACGGAUGCAUCACUUCUUUUGCUCACCUCGACAACAUGUUCAAUCAGCAGUUCGCCAGCAGCAGGUGUUUGGAGAAGCAAACAAGCGACUUAUACCGUGUGGUUCAACGCCCAGACGAACCUCUGAAGGAUUACAUAGCUCGGUUCAUCAGGGAGAAGGUAACUGUACCUGAGUGUGACGUCCCAACAGCAAUCGAAGCGUUCAGGCAAGGAUUGUAUGGCGAAACCGACCUAUGGAGGGAUCUAAUCAAGUACCCCUGCAAGACGUUCGAAGAUGCACAAGCCAAAGCAAUGGCUCAAGUCAGGUUGGAAGAGACUCUCUACUCCAGAAAGGGAACCAACGACUACACCAAGACGGACAGACGACUACCAUAUCCCAAGAGAAGCAAUGAUCAUCCUGCCCCUUAUUCCCGACCUCAACAUGUAACAAUGGUGGAAGAAGACGACGAAUCCGACUGGAAGAAUAGUCCAGACCUGCCCCCAAAGAUUAACAAAUAUUCUUUUUGUGUUGACACUGUAGGUCUAAUGAAUCACCUCUCGGAGAUGGGGAAAGCAGUGCAGUGGCCACCGAAAUCCAGUAAACCCGAAUCAAAGAAGGAUCCCUCAAAAUGGUGUGAUUUCCAUGCCGACAUCGGUCACACCACCAACGAGUGCGUGGCAUUAAGAAAAGAAGUGGCCUACUUGCUGAAGAACGGAUACCUAAAGGACGUCAUGUUAGACAAAGCUCGUGGCGUCGUCAAAAAGACAACUCCAACUCUCCUUCUCGACCUCCUCCCCCCCUCCUCAUACUAA
Molecule: messenger RNA, 870 nt
Organism: Spinacia oleracea (spinach)
Lineage: Eukaryota; Viridiplantae; Streptophyta; Magnoliopsida; Caryophyllales; Amaranthaceae
Exons: 1
Coding region: 1-870 (289 amino acids)
Source: RefSeq, a predicted model, not a curated record